GCGCUUGCGACCAAAACCAGAAUACAACAGAAAACAAGAGAAAACCCGGAAACAAAAAACGGACUCCAAAAAAUUCACCAAAUCCGGACGCAAUAGCCCACCUAGUGCCAUUCCCUAUCGCUUCUUCAUCUUCUUCUUCAUCCUCAGCUGAACCUGAAUGAGAGCGAGUUCUCCUCCGUGCUUCCUGCUCUGGUUUUAAGCAAAGCAGCGCUAGUAGCUGCAGCUACGAUUUCUGCAAUGUUCGGCGGCGGAGGAGGGAGUGUUUAUUGGGGGAGGAGGAGGAGGGAAUUCAAAGGGAUUGUGGUGAUAUUCGCUUGGGUUUCCGCUCACCCUGGGGAUUUGAGGAGCCUUGUCGAUUUGUAUUCCUCUCUCGGUUGGAAUUCUCUCGUUUCCCAUGCCGAUUUCCUCACCGCGUAACCCUCUCUCUCUCUGAAUCUGCUUGCUUGUUUCUUUCUUACGGCUCUGUUUGUGUUCUGGGAACAUGAAAGGGGGGUGAAUUUGAGCUGAAAAGAAGGCUUGCAAGGUUCAGGAUGUUAUGUGGGAAAACGCAAAUGAACAUCAUACUUAGUGUGGUUAGGGUUGACUCAAGUUUAGAGAAUUAUACUAGUCUACCAAGAAUAGUACCAUAAGGGUGUUAGAUUUCUGAAAGUUUGGGUGGGUCUGUGAAGCUUGCAGGUUUACGUCUUUUUGAUUCGUCUCUUCUGCAUUCAGGAACUAGAUAGUACACUUGAUGCUCGAUGAUGCUCUGUUUUUGCAGGUUUUAUCCUGAGAGAGCCAUUUCUUUGGCGUUUCUUCUCCUCAGUGAACUUGUCCAGGAGCUAAGGGUUCGGCCAUGUCCAGUUGUCUUUGUGGCUCUUUCUGGUGGUUCAAAAGCUUGCAUGUCCAAGAUUUUUCAGAUCAUCCAAGGUUCUUGUGAAGGUCAUCUUAACCUGGAUGAAAGUCGUUUAAUCGGAAACUGCUUUUCUGGCCAUAUCUAUGAUUCUAGCCCAGUAGACUUUACGAGUGAUUUGGCUGCCCGGUUUGCUCUUCCAGCCAUUCAGAAAAUGCCCGGCCCGUCAAAACUCAUGUCUUGGUUUGCAAAAGGGGUCACUUCUGGUCUUGAUGGUUUGUACCUUACCAGGCUUGAGUACCAACGAACACAGUAUUGGCAGAAUCUGUACUCAUCAGUUGAGUUAGGAGCCCCAUACCUGAUUUUAUGCUCAGCUGAUGAUGAGAUUGCACCUUGCAAUGUUAUCUGUGAAUUCAAACAUCAACUACAAGUACUUGGGGCUGAUGUUGCACUUGUGAAGUUGAAUGCUUCUCCUCACCUAGGUCAUUACAAGUAUCAUCCAACCACGUACAGCACAGCAGUGACCAAUUUGCUAGAGAAGGCCACAUCAGUUUAUUGCCAAAGAAUCCAACAACUCCAAGAGGGACUAAAGAUGGAUGGUAUGCAUCACCAAAUAUCCAAUUUAGUAUGCGACCUUCAGCAAGUGGCAGUCGACUCAAAUGAAGGAUUAAGAAGAGUACCACCGGUUCUGCCCAAUGAUGACUUCUUUGGACAAAGUUCUUCCAAAGACCAGAAUAAUAAAGAGUCAGAAUCUCCACAAGAUGAAAGGAAAGAGAACUCCUCUAUAAACCUAAGCAGCCCCCCCAGGAUAAGCCCUCAUGGUGUUCUUGGCCAAGUGCUCUUCGAUGCUUGUGUUCCCAAGUAUGUGGAUGGAUGGGAUAUUAGGUUUUCUGGAUGCCUCAAUGGACAACCUGUUGCUUCUGCAAGUAAGCGCUCUCAUCUGCAGGCCUUGAAACGCUUCCGCCGCUCGAGAUUAUAGUGCUGCAUGACAUAGGACGAGUUGCAAACGCUAGUGAUGUGUUUGAGGACCAUUUUGAGGCUGGUCCAUGUUUUGGGAUGUAGAAGUGUACAGGUAAUGCAGGAAGUAUGGCAAUAUGUUGAGAAUGAGGCAAAUCCCAAAGGAAAGUCUGCCAGUGCUGAGCAUGCAAGGUGUCCAAACCAGUGGUUUCUGAUCCGGGAAGAGGGCAAGAGGAUAAGAUGUAAAUACUUUUCUAUAUCUGUAGAAUAAAGGGUAAUGAGAUACAAACCAACAUAGCGUCAUGUGUCAUAAUAUGUCGCGGUUUGAUGACUUGAUGUACAAGUAUGUAUAAAAACUGACUUAGUCUGAUGCUGAGUUAGAACUUAGAAAUGCUCUUUCGAGGUUUGAAUGGCGGGAAAUGACUGAAGAAGCAGGUGGUAACUAAACAGGUUUUCAGGACACAUCAGAACUUGCAGGAGGCGGCGGUAUGUUAACUAUUAACAGUUGCCAUUAGACAAUCA
Linum tenue is the source of this 2308-nucleotide messenger RNA. The record is from the annotation of a GenBank genome assembly. Lineage: Eukaryota; Viridiplantae; Streptophyta; Magnoliopsida; Malpighiales; Linaceae.